AUGGUUCAGAACAAGUCGGCCGUCUUCUUAAAGUUCCCCAAGGAGUUCCCCGUCCCUGGCGAGCACAUGGAGAUCCAAACCAAGGAACUCAAAGCCGAUCUCAAGCCUAACUCUGUCCUCCUCCGCAACCUUUACUUCUCCCUCGACCCUUAUAUGCGAGGAAGGAUGAGAGAUGCAGAAUCAUACAUCCCCCACUUCCAAAUCAACCAACCCAUGAACGGCUAUGGCGUCGCUGAAGUCAUCGAAUCCAAGAACACAGCCUUCCCCAAAGGUGCUCUCGUCUCGGGCAUGACUGGAUGGGAGCAAUACUCCGUUAUCCCCGAGGAUUUUGCCAAGCAUUUGCGUGUGCUUCCCAAAUAUGCUAGGACGAGCAAGAAGAUUCCUUUGUCUGCCUGGGUUGGGGUUUUGGGCAUGCCCGGAUUCACGGCAUACUCAUCCCUCAAGAUCAUCGGUCAGCCUAAAGCCGGCGAAACCAUCUUUGUCUCCGCCGCCGCAGGAGCAGUCGGCCAACUCGUCGGUCAGAUGGCCAAGAAACUCGGUCUUCGCGUUGUCGGCUCUGCCGGUUCCGACGAUAAGGUCGACUACCUCCUCAAGGAGUUGAAGUUCGACGCCGCCUUCAACUACAAGAAGAACGGCACCAUCCUCGAGAACCUCAAGCGUGCCGCUCCCGAGGGAAUCGACAUCUACUACGAGAACGUCGGAGGAGAGACCCUCGAGGCUGCUCUGGAGGUCAUGAAGAACCAUGGCCGUGUCAUUGCCUGUGGCAUGAUCUCCCAGUACAACACCCAGAAGCCCUACGGGAUCCGCAACCUUGGCCACAUUGUCUCCAAGCGAAUCACCAUGCGUGGAUUUAUUAAUGACGAUUUCGCGAAAGAGUGUUAUGGGGAUUUCUUGAAGGAUGUGAGUGAGUGGUUGGAGGGCGAGGAGAUUAUUUACAAGGAGGAUGUGCAGGAGGGGAUUGAGGGGUCAUUGGAGGCGUUUGUGGGUAUGUUGAAUGGGAAGAAUUUUGGCAAGCAGGUCGUCAAAAUCGCCGACUUGUAA
This is a messenger RNA of Linnemannia hyalina, 1041 nucleotides long. NCBI's taxonomy places the organism in Eukaryota, Fungi, Mortierellomycota, Mortierellomycetes, Mortierellales, Mortierellaceae. The record is from the annotation of a GenBank genome assembly.